ACACUUCGCUGAGACAGGACAGUUAUCAGUCGGCGCGAGGCGGCCGGCGUCUUGCUCGCGGAGGCGCGGCAGCGAGCGGCGCGCGGUAGCGCGGCGGUGGCUGUCCGAAUUCUCUUCAGUCCCUCCUCUCUGCUCUGGGUCUCCGGCCCCUAGACGCCUCUUCCUGCGCGCCUGUCUCUUUCUCUAUGGAUUCACUUCAGACCGGACAGAUGCGAAGCGUGACCGCCGAGCUCGGCGGCAACAACUUAGAACUGGCGGAGCCGGCGGCAGCCGCGACCCGCGCAGGCAUGGGCCCCCAGCCGGGGGCGGCUACGGAAGGCUCCGCACCUUUGGCCGCUCGGGAGCCGGAGCCAGAGGAGCCGCCUCCGAGUCCCUCGACCCCCGAGUACAAAGUCCUGCUCGAGCAGGCUGACGCCCUGGCGUCCGGGGGCCGCCUCCGGGAAGCCUUCGAGGUGUACCGACAGCUCUCCGAGCGGCAGCAGCUGGUGGCCGAGCAGCUGGAACAACUGGUGCGCUGCCUGGCCCAGAACGUCCCGCAGGGCGAGGUGCUGCCGCCGGCGCCCCCGGACGGGAGCGGAGCGGCGAGCUGUGAGGCGGCGGCGGGAGAGGCAGGGGCGCCAGCGGCCGCUGCCGCCACCGAGGUGUGGGACGGCUUCAAGUGCAGGAAGUGCCAUGGGUUUCUGUCAGACCCCGUGUCCUUGUCAUGCGGCCACACCUUCUGUAAGCUGUGCCUGGAGCGCGGCCGGGCAGCCGACCGGCGCUGCGCCCUGUGCGGGGUCAAGCUCUCGGCGCUGAUGGUGGCCGCCGGGAGGGCUCGCGCGAUCCGGCGAGUUGAGCCGCCGGCGGCAGCCGACGCCGCGCCGCCGCCGCCGCCGCCGCCGCCGCCACCGCCGCCGCCACCGCCGCCGCCGCUACGGGUCAACGUGGUGCUCAGCGGCCUCCUGGGCAAGUUGUUUCCCGGCCCCGCACGGGCGUCGCAACUCCGGCACGAGGGCAACCGGCUGUACCGCGAGCACCAGGUGGAGGCGGCGUUGCUCAAGUACAACGAGGCGGUGCGCUUAGCUCCAAAUGACCACUUGCUUUAUAGCAACCGGUCUCAAAUUUAUUUCACCUUGGAGUCUCAUGAGGACGCGCUGCAUGAUGCAGAAAUAGCAUGUAAGCUCCGCCCACUGGGUUUCAAGGCACACUUCAGAAAAGCACAAGCCUUAGCCACCUUAGGCAAGGUGGAGGAAGCACUAAGGGAGUUUCUGUAUUGUGUGUCCCUGGAUGGAAAGAACAAAAGAGCAAGAUCUGAAGCCCAGAGGCUUCUCCUUAGUUUCUUUUCACCAUCAGUCCCGGGGGACUCUCAGGAACAUUUUCCCGAUAUCCUGAAGUUGUUGGCACCUCACCCUAGAUUAAAGGAACACGUAGAAUCAAUGGCUACUGAAGGCACCAGUCAUAAUCUACCAAAGUUGUCACAGGACAACCCGGAGCUCCCACGCUGUUCUAGUCAGGAGGAAGCAGCGGCGGGGGGAGACCGCAGCAGCCUGGCAAACCCAGUUAAAGUAGAGGGGGAGGGGAAGCAAGGCGACCAGAAAGGCCAGGCAGGAGACAAGGCGGAGAAGGGGGACUCGGCCUCUGCAGAAGCUGCCUCCACCAAGGCUGGCAAAUGCCACGAAAAGAAAAGGAAGCAUUGUCAAAUUGAAACCCGAGAUCCAGAGGUGCCUGCGAAAGCCUUGAAGCCAGAUCCUCUGGCUGAGCAGGGGGCCGAAGCUGCUGUCAGUGCUCCACUGCCAUCUUUUGUGGAUGCGUCUGACCUUGAAUGCGCCCUGUGUAUGAGAUUAUUCUAUGAGCCAGUCACAACACCUUGUGGACAUACAUUUUGUUUAAAAUGCCUUGAAAGAUGCCUAGAUCACAAUGCAAAGUGUCCACUGUGCAAAGAUGGUCUUGCACAGUGCUUGGCAUCCAGAAAAUACAGCAAAAAUGUCAUAAUGGAAGAGCUAAUAGCUAAAUUCCUUCCAGAAGAACUCAAGGAACGAAGGAGGCUUUAUGAAGAAGAAAUGGAAGAACUUUCUAACUUAAAUAAGAACGUGCCUAUUUUCGUGUGUACUAUGGCCUAUCCCACCGUCCCUUGUCCCCUGCACAUCUUCGAGCCUUGUUACCGCCUGAUGAUUCGUAGAUGCAUCGAGACAGGCACAAGGCAGUUCGGCAUGUGCCUUGGAGAUCCCGUCAAAGGCAGGUUCGCGGAAUACGGCUGCAUCCUGGAGAUCAGAAAUGUGCAGUUCUUUGCUGACGGCCGCUCAGUGGUGGACAGCAUAGGCAAGAGGCGAUUCCGGGUCCUCCAUCAGGGCCACCGAGAUGGCUACAAUACAGCUGACAUUGAAUACAUUGAAGACCAAAAGGUUCAAGGAGACGAUUAUGCUGAGCUCAUGGGAUUGCAUAAUUGUGUCUAUGAGCAAGCGUCAUCGUGGUUUCAUUCGCUCAAAUCAUCUCUGAAGAAUCGGAUAAUCAGUCACUUCGGUCCCAUGCCAGAGAAAGAUGCUGAUCCCCAGGUUAACCCAAAUGGCCCAGCCUGGUGCUGGUGGACGUUAGCGGUUCUCCCACUGGAAAGCCGAGCUCAGCUCCCAUUCCUAGCUAUGAGGUCCUUAAAGGAUAGACUGAACGGCAUUCGGCGAGUCCUGGCCUUUAUAUCCCGAAACCAAAACUAGUGAGAGUGGAUUGCUGAAGAGGAAGGCCCACCCUCCCCACCGCCCUUGGGGGAGUCAUCUUGUAAAUAUAUCUAAUUGCAAUAACAUCUUAACAGAAGGAAGUAUCAAACAGGCAUUUCCUUGCUGUUGGUCACAGAGAGAAAAUGUGUAGAAAGACCAAAAGCAUGGGACCUGUUUGAAACUUUCUGUCUUAAGAUGCUUCUUGACAUGCUGCACAACGACAUGCUCAGCAGAGGUGUUUAAAAGCCCAGAAGAAAAAAAUUCCUUUGAUUUCGACAUAAACUUUUCCGAAAGUUUAAAGUGGUUUUGCUUUAAUUUUCUUUCUUGCAUAGUUAAGUGUGUGGUUGAAAUGUGACGCACAGAUACUAAUAACGUCGUGUCAUUUCACUGACUUGAGUUCUCAUUCCACAUGGUUCAGGGUUUAUACAGCAUUGUGUAAAAUAAGGUUCAUCGUUCUAUCCGUUUUAAUAAUUUAUUUUUUGCACUACAGUAUCCUUUUUUCUACAUGUGUGUUUGUGACUAUUUAAGUGUACGUUACUGAGAAGCCAGUUACUUUAUUUAUUAACGUGGUUUACCGUGUACCAAGGGGGAAAUAACAGUACUAGAAAUGUGCCAUUUUUGCUUUUAUCACAUGUAACUGUGAUUCUUAAACCAGUUCUCGAUCGAUUUCCGGAUCUACCCCAUUGGAAGGUUAGAGGAAGUUCAGGGUCACAUAGAGAUUACUGAUCUUCGCAGGUUCCAUUUGGCUUUCAGUUUGGGUUCAACAAUAUAAGAUACGCAAGGGAUUUGGCAUACAUUAUGGAAUAAGCCAGGGUGAGGUAAAAUAACCCAUUCUCUCUGUGUUAUAUGGAGUAGGGCUGAAGGAAUGACUUUCUUUCAACCAAGAGAUGAAUCUGAGGGGUGUCUUUCAGAACAAUCUGUUGUAGGCAUUUAUCUCAACAAUCUAAUUACAGUGUACCUCAUGUCUCCCCAGUACAGUUAGGAGUGGGAUUCUGAGGCAGAAUGAUUUUUAACCCUUCAGAGGGAAUGAUUUUCAGUCUGGCACAUCAUAGCCUCCAUACUCCACCUCUUCUCAGGGUUCUGGGGAUCAUGACCUGGCUAGCACUCGUGCAAACACAGGAAGAAGAGCUCUUUGUUAUUAAAAUGCAAUGAAGGCAGUAGAAAAGGUAGAAACCCU
Messenger RNA from Mustela erminea (ermine), 3864 nucleotides. It is a transcript of the gene LONRF3, whose product is annotated as LON peptidase N-terminal domain and ring finger 3. Lineage: Eukaryota; Metazoa; Chordata; Mammalia; Carnivora; Mustelidae. Gene Ontology annotation, molecular function: protein binding; metal ion binding. The coding region runs from base 186 to 2687 and encodes 833 amino acids. The transcript is spliced from 12 exons. The record is from RefSeq and is a predicted model, not a curated record.